AUGCUGGUGCAGCGUGACCGCUGCAGAGGUUGUAGGAGUUGCAGUGGUGGAGAAUGUGGCUUCCCCAGGUGUGGAGGUGUGGAGGUGAGGUGGAUUUGCACAGGCGGCGAGUAUAAGAGCCUCUCAGAGCUGGCUGUGCCUCUGGCGGACGGCCACCAGACAGGCCAGAGGAGAGAGAAGCCGAAGAGUGGCUUUGUGGCUGCAGCAGGCGGAUACAGCGCCUCCGUCCGUCCAGGUGGAUACAGCGCCUCCGCCCGUCCAGUGCACCAUGCGCCGUGCCUGGUAAAUGGUAUAGCUCUGUUUGAGGGAGCUGCCUGGUCUCCAGAUCCCUGUAGUGUGUGCAGGUGUAGGAAUGGAGCAGUUCACUGCCAUGCAAUAGCCUGCCCAGGAACUGUGCGUGCCAGCAGACCUGUGGUCCAGCAACAGAAACCGCCACAGGGAAAGGAGCCGAACAGCGCCAGCCAAGGGAAGCACAGUCCAGUGGGAGUGAAGCCACCCACGACAAUGGGGGCAGUAACAGCAGCAGAUCGUCCAUCUGCAUUCCCGAAGAAGCAAGCACCACCACCGAAGAAGAGCCAGGAAGUUGCUGCCAAACCAGCCUGGCCAGACAGGAAGCACCAUGUGGUCGGUGGAGUGAGGUUUAUGGAAAGACGGCGAUUUGACACUGAUGACCAUGACGACGAUGAUUACAUGGAUGACAACAGUGACAUUGAUGAUGACGAGGAUGAUGAUCGUACCAUCCUAAACAGCCCCAGCAGGCAGUGGGGAGCUCUGUCUGCUAACAGACCACCAGCAUAUGCUGCUUCAAGGCCAGCAUUACCUCCGCCUAAAAGACCUGUAACUCCUCCCACUAGGCAGUACGUAGCCCCACCUGCUGGGCAGCCUGCAGCGAGCCAGCGAGGAAGUGGACAACGCGUUAUACACCCCUACCCUCACAUGGCGUCUCUCCCAACUGGCUGUCUGAUGUCCCAGUCCCUCAUCGCUUGUGGCAGCACAGGGCUGAGUCACCUGCCCCUGCUGAAGGACCCGGGCAUCAGGGCACUCUACCUGGCAGAUAAUAAGAUCAGUAAAAUCCCCACAUGGGCUCUGGCUGGCCUGCCCAACCUGGAGUGGCUGGACCUGAGCAAAAACCAACUGAAUGACGCGUCUCUGGGUGUAGAUGUGUUCCGGAAUCUGACCAAACUGCGGAGGUUGAAUCUGGAUGGAAACAACCUGACCAAAAUCCCACCGCUUCCCCUCUCACUGCUGGAGCUCAAGAUCAACGACAACAAACUGAGUGGACUAACCCCACACACCUUUAAGGGUCUGUUUCAGCUGCUCACUCUGGAGCUGGAGGACAAUCACUUUCAUGACGGGAACGUCUCUCCGCUGGCCUUCCGCACGCUGGGAAAACUCAUCUAUCUGAGGCUGGAUGAUAACGACUUCCGAGCCAUUCCCUCCGGAUUACCGGCCUCACUGCAGGAGCUUCACCUCUCUGAUAACAGGAUUGAGGUUGUGCAUGCUGGACUCCUCAAUAAGACAGUGAACUUGAGAGUCUUGAACCUCAGCCAUAACAAAAUACGAGAAGACCGCAUUGCACCCAGAGCCUGGAUACACUUACGUAAACUGGAGUCGUUGGAUCUGUCCCACAACAAACUGGUGCAUGUACCUUCGUUCCUACCAGCGGGCCUUCGUCAGCUCACGCUGCAUCAUAAUCAGAUCGAGCGCAUCCCCGCCUACGUGUUUGGCCACCUGCGGCCGGGACUCGACUCCCUCCACCUGUCCUACAACCGUCUGCGGGAGGAUGGCAUCAGCGAGAUGUCCUUCCUGGGUUUGUACCACUCGCUCACAGAACUCCUACUGGAUCACAACCGGCUCCAGGCCAUCCCGCGCGGGAUCCUACAGCUCCAGACCCUUCAGGUCCUCCACCUCAACCACAACUACAUCAACUCUGUGUCCAUGAAUGCCCUGUGUGACACUACCGCUCGUGAAGAUUCACCCCUGCUCUCUGUUCAUCUGGAGAACAACCUGAUUGAUCGGCGUUUGGUCCCACCCACAGCACUCUCCUGCAUCAGGAACUACCACAGCGUCCUGCUGCGUCCUCAAAGACACGAACAAAUUUACUAGUAAAACCUACACAUGCCCACAGAUACACACACCGGGGCGCACACACUCCCACACCCACACCCACCAAACCCCACCAUCAGUUUCUGUUACAUAAUGAUGCAAUUCAGAUGGUGUCAGUGAUGCAGUAAUAUUUUAGUCACCCAGUACUUCAGGUGUAUGAAAUAAGGGUUUCUAUGUACUCAUGGAAACUACCCAUAACUUUUAAACUGUUUAGUUGCUUCCUGGCUUCGGACCAUUCCUAUGAUUGUUCUAGGACACAACCUGAUCGUACUGUCUAGAUUUAUUUCGUUUGAGUCUAACACAUGCUUUUAUUUGGUUAUUACUGUAGCUUUUUAAUCAAUCCAGAUAUAAAUAUACUGUAUAUUACAGGGAUGUUCUACUUGGUCCUUGUUCAGACAUUUUUUACAGGGUUUAUGACUACUGCAGUCCCUCGGUAGAGCUUUAAUAUUUAUCUCGUUAUCAAAUGCAUUUAGGUUACACCACACGCCUUUUUAUAUUUAAUAAUGGAGUAUAUUUGCAUGUUGCUGAAGAAUUGUUCUUAAAAUGACAGUUUCAUUGUUUAUAAUGUUGUGCGAUGUCAUUGGCAACAAUGGACUUACUGUGCCAAUAAACAGUUUAGCACGAAA
This is a messenger RNA of Electrophorus electricus (electric eel), 2732 nucleotides long. The record is from RefSeq and is a predicted model, not a curated record. NCBI's taxonomy places the organism in Eukaryota, Metazoa, Chordata, Actinopteri, Gymnotiformes, Gymnotidae.